Drepanopeziza brunnea f. sp. 'multigermtubi' MB_m1 is the source of this 1506-nucleotide messenger RNA. RefSeq lists its product as uncharacterized. Gene Ontology annotation, molecular function: peptidase activity. Gene Ontology annotation, biological process: proteolysis. The record is from RefSeq and is a predicted model, not a curated record. NCBI's taxonomy places the organism in Eukaryota, Fungi, Ascomycota, Leotiomycetes, Helotiales, Drepanopezizaceae.
AUGUACGGAGAAGCGAGCCGAACAACUCAUCCACGACAACUCCAUCUCGCAGAACCUCACAUCUUGCCCGGCAACUGCAACAGCUGCGCUUGCAAACCACUGCUCUCCAAAAUGGCUUUCGCAAAGAUCAUAGAGUCGAAGGCUCAUCUUAUACCAGGAAGGCUCACUGUAUCCGAACUCUUCUUUGAAGUCCCCAAAGAUUACUCAAACCCAGAUCGAGGCACCAUCCAGCUCUUCGCCCGCUCCGUCUCCAAGACCGAGAAACCCGCCGUCCCCAUCUCCGAGGAGGAGCGGCGCAAGAAAUCCCAAAAACCAUGGUUCGUCUACCUACAAGGCGGUCCCGGCUUCCCAUGCUCGCCUCCUCAGAUGUCGCCCAUCACCAACGCCGUCCUUGAGCGUGGAUACCAGAUGCUGUACUUGGAUCAGCGAGGCACUGGACUUAGCACGCCUAUCUCGGCGGCGACACUUGGUUUGCAGGGUGAUGUGUAUAGACAGGCGGAUUACUUGAAGCUGUUUCGGGCUGAUAGUAUUGUCAAGGAUUGCGAGGCCAUCAGGAAGACGCUGACCGAGGACUACCCGGCUGAGCUGAAGAAGUGGUCCGUAUUUGGCCAGUCGUUCGGUGGCUUUUGUGUUCUCACCUACCUCUCCAAAUACCCUAGUGGACUACGCGAGGCUUUUACUGCGGGAGGCCUAGCGCCGAUCGGUCAGUCGCCAGAGCAAGUCUACCAAGCUACAUUCAAGAAAGUAAUAGAGAGAAACAAGGUAUACUACAAAAAGUAUCCAGAAGACGUCGAUGCGGUCCACGGCCUCGCCUUCCAUAUCAAGAGCAAAGGAGGUCUCCAGCUCCCAUCCGGUGGUGUGCUCACCGUCCGAGGAUUCCUGACGCUGGGCAGAAUGUUCGGUGCCCACGGCGGCCUCGACACAGUACACGAUCUGGUGCUCAGGAUGAAGACAGACCUGGAGCAAUUUCAAUUCGUCACCCGACCCACCCUCUCGGCGCUGGAAACCGCAAUCAGCUUCGACUACAACGUGCUGUACGCCGUGCUCCACGAAGCCAUCUACUGCGAGAACCAGGCGAGCAACUGGGCCGCCGAGCGCGUGGGCAAGACCCUGCGCGAGUACCAGUGGCUGUCCCAAUCACCCCAGUCGCCGACGUCCGUGCGAGAGGCACCGCUGUUCUUCUCGGGCGAGAUGAUCUACCCGUUCCUGUUUGAGAUCUUCCCCGAGCUGGAGAAGCUGGCCCCGGUCGCGCAUCUGAUUGCCAAGUGCGCCGACUGGCCUCCGCUGUAUGAUCAAUGGCAGCUGGCUCGGAACGACGUCCCGCUGUAUGCGGCAACUUAUGUUGACGAUAUGUAUGUUGACUAUGACCUCGCCCAACAGACCGCCAAGCUGGUGAAGAACUGCAAGCAAUUCAUCACAAAUGUCAUGUACCACGAUGCAGUGCGCAGCAAAAACGAGCAGGUCAUGAAAGAGCUCUUCGCGCUCCGAGACGACACGAUUGACUAA